Aphanomyces astaci is the source of this 1217-nucleotide messenger RNA. Its product is annotated as TKL protein kinase. Gene Ontology annotation, biological process: protein phosphorylation. Gene Ontology annotation, molecular function: ATP binding; protein kinase activity. The coding region runs from base 55 to 1107 and encodes 350 amino acids. The transcript has a single exon. The record is from RefSeq and is a predicted model, not a curated record. Lineage: Eukaryota; Oomycota; Saprolegniomycetes; Saprolegniales; Verrucalvaceae.
GCGGCACUCGCCCUUUCGACAAUCGUCAUUUAACGAGUGAAUCCUUCGUGCAUCAUGGGGUGCAACGAAUCGAAGCACGUCCAACUGCCAUCGACGCAACCUAGUACAGGGCAAGGGCAGACGAACAUUGCACCAACAAGUGGCCCGCUGAUGCGGAACCCGUCCAAGCCGAUCUUCGCGACGCCGAUGCCCCCAGUGCAGUCGACAGCCGACGUCGACUGGUCGCAGUAUACCGAGCUGGAGCCGUUCAAGGCGAAAUACUGGAUCGACAUCGAAGAUCUCACGAUCGUGCGUCCCAUCAAGUCGACCUACAUGAAGACCGAGAUGGGCAACCUUCAUGGCGAGUCGGUACUGGUCAAGUCAAUCGAUACGGCGGCAUCGACGGACGAAAUCGCCAAGUCCCGCAAGGCUUUGGUGGCCGAGAUCUCGUCCAUGGCGCGCACGCAGCACCCCAACAUCGUCGGGUUCAAGGGCUUCUCCAUUAGUCCUGACAUGGGCCUGGUGUGCAUCUCCGAGUACAUGGAAAGCAAGACGCUGCGCGGACUACUGGACAACCCUAAGCAGUUUGCCAAGCUCACGUGGGGAAACGACAAGAUCAACUACGCCAUCGACAUCUGCUCGGCGCUAGUGUACAUGCACACACUCAAGCCGACGCUGAUCCAUCGAAACGUGAAGGCGUCCAAGGUACUCCUGGACCGGUCGCGCAGCAAGGCCAAGCUCAGCGGGUUUGGCGCGAGCAGAGACCGCUCGUUCGAGCAGGAAAUGACCAACAAAAUAGGCCAAAUGGAGUGGAGCGCGCCGGAGCUCAUCAUGGACGACGAAGACUACACAGAAAAGAUCGACGUGUACUCGUUCGGUGUGCUACUCACCGAGCUGGACACGGGCCUGCUGCCGUUUUCAGACGUCAAGGACACGAUGCAUGCAACAACGUUCACCAAUAAGCUCGUAUCUGGCGCAUUGCGACCCAAGUUGAGUCCCGAGUGUCCGGCCGAGAUCGCCAAGGUUGUCAAGUACUGCCUCCAGCAGGACCCGCAUAUUCGUCCGUCUAGCGCCAAGGUGCUUGAGAUGCUCAACGCCGCCAAGAUCGCACUCGAAACACAGCCAUAAAAUAAUCCAGUUCAACGCUGCCGUCUACUAUAUUACACUAUUAAUAUAUUACUACUACUACUAGUAGUACUAUUAAUACUAACAUAAAAUUCCAAUUUCAAUUUAAGAAC